Messenger RNA from Ascochyta rabiei, 846 nucleotides. RefSeq lists its product as uncharacterized. The transcript has a single exon. The record is from RefSeq and is a predicted model, not a curated record. The coding region runs from base 1 to 846 and encodes 281 amino acids. Lineage: Eukaryota; Fungi; Ascomycota; Dothideomycetes; Pleosporales; Didymellaceae.
AUGGCCACAAGCAGCAACAAGGCCACCAAGGUGCAGGCAAACCGCCUACCAGCACCAGCACUCUUCGUUGGGCCGCCAUCGCACAAUGCCUCCAAUACUUCCCUGCUAUCGCCUAGCACAGAAACGAGAAGCCCCACCAAAACCCCCCUCGUCCGCCAGCGCUCCCUCCUCCUGCCAGAUGCAAAGCGGCCGCUCCCGCCCACAACGGACACGUACGAUGGCGACCAUCUCAGCCUCAUCAACUCGAACUCUACCGGCACGGCUCCUUUUGUCAGGCGCCAGCGCCAGCAGAACCAGGCAGCCGAUGCGGAGGCGUCGUCCCGAGCUGAAGCCAUAUGGGCGGAGAUGCAGAACACGUUGGAGGAAGUAGAGCUGAGCGCUAUCAGAGGGCCGGGGAUGACGGUGUUUGGGUCUGAGCAUUCGCGCGCAUUGGACGAAUUGCGCAGAGCUCAGAUUGAACUCGCGAAAGCGUGGGCUCGCUCGGAAGAUGACGGGUCGUCGGCCGAGCAGCCGCGCAAGGUGUCUGAUGUCGGGUCGAUGGCACCGCCGAGUAAGAUGAGCAGGCUGCGUGAUGGAUCGAAUCCUGUCAAGGAGGACAAACUGUCCGACAAGAUCAAGUUGGAGAAGGAGACGGAGAAGGACAUUGAGCUAAGCAGGAAGCGGAGAGAAGAGAACGACCGCUACUUUGAGAAGGUGAACAAGGGUGUGCAAGAGGUGGUCGUUCGGCUGGAAGAAGUGGCCAAGGCAAUGAGGGGAGUGGAGAAUGAGAGUAACGAGAUCUGGGGUCGUAGUGACGAGGGGACUGGCGAAACUGCAAGUGUGAAGACUGCCCCGAGCAUCACAUGA